Messenger RNA from Aspergillus calidoustus, 2010 nucleotides. The record is from the annotation of a GenBank genome assembly. NCBI's taxonomy places the organism in Eukaryota, Fungi, Ascomycota, Eurotiomycetes, Eurotiales, Aspergillaceae.
AUGGCCGACGAACAACAGCCUCAGCGACGAGUGAGUGGAGGCGCCAUGUACGACGCCGCACGGGACACCUGGGAGGACCAUCACCUCCAACAGCAACGCACCGAUGAACCUGGACCUCCGCCUGUCUCGCAUCCAAACGAGCUUCUAGCGAGUGCCCAGCGCCAGAAACUCCCUCCCCCGCUCCCCAACGAUCCCCACUUAACAGCAAACCCGGAGUUACAGAACCGAGAUCCAGCCUCUCCGUCGGAACCACCACAACCAUCCACCUUACCAGGCGAACCACCACGCACUCAAACAACCGAACAAGAAGUCGACCAACUACCGCCUCGUCUGGAAGAAAAGAUCAAGGCAUAUCCUGUCUCCGCAACCAUGGGCUCACCGCCUACUUCGGGAAGGCCCAGACCUGUCGAUACUUCACCGGAGAAAAAUCGAGGUCGCGACGACUCUCCAGCAGCGGCUGCCAACGACCGAAGUGGCUCGCCCAUUGACAAAAAGAGGAAACUACCGGAGGAAGAAGAUAGGUCAACGGCGCCCGCAGAUCGCUCGAGUUCUAAACGCAAGAGGCUUCAAGAGCGGCACCAGAAGCUGCGAAGGGCUGGCCCAGCGCCACCCUCCGUUUAUUCACGACGCGACGCUGACAAUCAUGCUUCCUCUAGAAGCCGGAAUGAAUCGUCAAAUAGAUCGCCGUCCUCCCCACCUCGGCGUUCACCGUCACCCGAAGUACGGCAGCGGAAGCGACCCGGUGGCGGUGCGCGAAUGGGCCUUGUGGAUCCUGAAACCAUUCGCAGAAGACAAGAAGAAAGGGCGCGCGCCGAAGAAGAGAAUGCCAUGCGGUACUCUCAGUCUCGGGGCGUGACCGAUAUUGUUCGGCAGCAUUACAACGCCGUGCCCCAGCGCGGCAGGGAGUGGAGGAAAACCGAAAGCAAAAUAAAGGGCCUGCGGACUUUCAACAAUUGGGUGAAGAGCACCCUUAUUCAGAAAUUUUCCCCUGAUGAAGAGUUUGUCGCUCGAAAUGUUGAUUCCAAAGACUGGGCCAAUGGUGCGCCGCCGCCCUCGGAGGAGAAACGACUACUAGUGAUCGACUUGGGCUGUGGUAAAGGCGGCGACUUGGGUAAAUGGCAGCUUGCCCCUCAACCUAUUGAUCUCUAUGUUGGCCUUGACCCGGCCGAUAUCUCUGUCGAACAAGCGCGUGAUCGCUACAACCAAAUGAGGAGUGGGCGGGGUCCUCGUCAGCGCCGUGGCCCCCUAUUCCAUGCGGAAUUUGCGGCCAAAGAUUGUUUCGGUGAAUGGCUGGGAGAUGUUCCAAUUGUACAGCAAGUGGGCAUCGAAGCCAACGUUGGACCUGGUGGUUCUGUCAUGGCUUCGCGAUGGGGCGGUGGUGGGUUUGAUGUCGUCGCGUCCAUGUUUACCAUCCACUACGCCUUUGAAAGCGAAGAGAAAGCAAGGCAAAUGCUGCGCAAUGUGGCCGGAUGUUUGAAGAAAGGUGGUCGCUUCCUUGGAGUCUGCCCGAACUCGGAUAUCAUCAGUGCGCAGGUCGCGGCAUAUCACAAGAAACGCAAGGAACGCGCGGCGAUAGCGAAACCGGACGAUGCAGAGCCCGAAGACGGCGAAGUUGAAGACGACGAUAAGAAGCUCGAAUGGGGAAAUUCCAUUUACCGCGUUCGAUUUCCGGCGUCCACUCCCGAAGAUGGAGUUUUCCGGCCCCCUUUCGGGUGGAAGUAUAGCUACUUUAUGCAGGAAGCGGUCGAGGAAAUUCCCGAGUAUGUUGUGCCUUGGGAGGCUUUCCGAGCAUUGACCGAAGAUUAUAACCUUGAGCUCCAGUACCGCAAGCCGUUCCUGGAAGUAUGGAGGGACGAGAAGGAUGACUCGGAAUUAGGUCCCUUGAGCGAGCGGAUGGGAGUUCGUGAUAGAGCUACUGGAGAACUAUUGAUGACGGACGAGGAGAAGGAGGCAGCAAGAGGCUCUGCGUUGGUUACAUCCCUCCGCUUUUCCAUUCGCACCUACCCAUAA